Messenger RNA from Fusarium sp. VM40, 1074 nucleotides. The record is from the annotation of a GenBank genome assembly. Lineage: Eukaryota; Fungi; Ascomycota; Sordariomycetes; Hypocreales; Nectriaceae.
AUGGAACCUCGGCAAUUCCUCUUGGUCGAUGGUACUCAACCGCACCGACCAAGAGGCCGUCCUAGGAGCAACUGGCCCGAAAGGCCGCCAGUAGUUGCCCAAUCACAAUCAUCAGCAGCCAUUAUUGAUAACGCUCUCCAGUUAUCCAGUGAAACCACUCAGGCAUAUUAUCGCCUUCAAGAUCAUCUCUCAUGGACUGGCGACACAAAGGGCGUGAGUUCUCGGCGAGAUAUCAUACAGCGGAUCAACAAUCUAGACCUGGAAUUGCCAUAUUCUUUUAUUUUGGACUUGGUCUGCUCGAUCGUCACAUUCCAUUUAUCUCUCCUGGAACCUGAUCGCCAGGCGUACUUCCAAGACCUUGCAGAAGGCUUCCGCUCUUCGGGUAUCCACAACCUUGCCCGCAUGUUAUCAUCGGUCGAUGGGGAUCACGGACGUGCACUCUUCGCUGCAUCUGUACUCGUUUGUAUCACAACACUGGCAAAAGGACCCUGUCGAGGAGAUUACCUUUUAUUCAGCGACACAGGACUUCCCUCAUUGUUUGAACUACUCCAGGGACCUCGGGCUAUUCUUGCCAGGGUCGGUAUUGAAAAUGCAUUCUCAGGGCCAUUACGAAAGUUCGCGUGUAGCGGGGCCAAGGUUCGGGAGCCUGCAGUGGCACACGUCAAUAUUCCACAUCUUCAUUGGAGCGACCAACUCGAUCAGUUGAAGCAAUUCAUCAUUGAUGCCAGAAGCACCGAUUGCCAAUCAGACCUGAAGGCUCUAGCAAGCUUGCGGGUAUGCUACGAAGCAACAUGGGGAAGGUCUGACGGGACAUAUACCGGUGAGGCUAUAUAUCAGCUGCCAUUUAUAUGGGUAUGUCACUUGGACAGUGGGUUUGCUGAUCGGCUAAGAAACAAAUCUCCCAUUCCUCUUGUAGUGUUUGCAUAUUCUUGUGUGCCUCUCAAGGUCUUGGGGCAUAUCUGGUUCGCGAAUGGAUGGCCCCAAUAUAUUCUGUCGGGAAUUCAGGGCGUUGUAGACCCAGUUUAUCUUGACUGGCUGGAAUGGCCGGCUCAAGCUCUAUACAAUAGCCUUUAG